AACAGUGGGCUAUCUAAGGCAACACUACCUUAAUAAAAUCAAUAAAAAAAAGAUUUAAAUUUUUUGAAUAGGGCAUUCUACUCUGUUUGUAAUGAUACUUAUAACAGUUUUUUUUUUAUGUAAAUAAGCCAUAAAACAAAUCACUCGGAAAAAUAAACUCAUUUUCUUGCUUUAUAAUUAAAUAAAAAAUUUAACUUUUUUUUAUACCCGCGGCAAUUUAUGACGUCAUUCUGAUAUGUACACAAAACAGAUGCAUGGAGUAGAAGAUUGAAAGAUGUUCAUAAAACUAGAGCAAUGCCAUCUUACGAUCAAUUAGAAAUAAAAAGAUAUAAAUAAACUAAGAACAGCGCCAUCUAAGUAUUUCAUUUAUAAUUAAUAGACAUUAUCAUUAUGACCAAUGAAAUAAAAUCACGAAUUUUAAUUUUAAGAUAAUCGUGCGAAUUUAAGACUCAAAAUCGGAAUCUCUAUGAUUAUUACGAUGUACCCUAUUAUGUUACGUUUUAAUAGCGUCACACAUUUUUCAGCGGUGAAGAGAAAACCGGUGACAUUGAACCUGAAGAGCGUACUGUACAUUGUCAAGAGUUCUACCGGUCAUUGUAUCCGUCGCAUAAGCAGUCUAGGAUGCACUAUGGCUACGAUAGAUUCACGGUGCCUGAUAAUCAUGGCGCUGCGCCGGCUGCCCACGCGCUCCUGAACUGGUACUACAUGCAGAACUGCUUAGAUGAUGGUGGUGCACCGGAAAUAGAAACUUUAGUGGUACAGAAAUGUGCUGAAGAGUUGCUGUACAGAGAUACUCCUCUCAGUGUAGCGUGCAUGUUGCGCUCCACCCAGGACUAUAGUAAAGCGAAGAGAACUAUAGACACACACAACACGGACACCGCCGUCAGCGCCACGCUGUACGCCACCCUGAUGAAGUGCAACGCGCCUGAACUCAGGGAUAACGUAUACCUCACCGAACCUGUUGUUAUGGCCAGAACGACGCUGAAACAAAAGAAUGCAUCCGAGGAGCAACUGGUGUUGAUACGCGAGUGUAUCGAGCGUUUGAGUGGAAUGAGUGAGGUGGAUCAAUUACGGGAACUCGGACUUACUGUCAACACGCUACUGUUCAACGCCGACAGUGAUUACCGUACUGAGAUCAUUUUCCGAGCUGCGAGGUAUGUUUGUUUAAUUUAAGGAAAAGGGAUCUAGCUCAUACAUCUAAAUUUUAUCAGGUUUUUUUUCGAUAAAACGUUGGUGUGCAACAAACUUGUCAUUUCCUUCGAAGUAAUAUGCUAGGCACGUUUUCUGUUUCUUAUUACCGUGCAAAACAUUAAAAAAUUAGCUGUUAUACACUUAUAUUUAAAAAAAAAAUGUGUGAUAAAUGACACAGUACACAACAUAAUAAAUUAAAACCAUGAAUAAUUAAAAUGUUAAAAGAAUUGCUAUUAACUGAAAAUAUUAUGUGAAAUAAGCAUCGUCCGUAAUGCGCAGGUCAUCGGAUCCGCAGCAUUUGUCUAUGGCUUGCAAGUUGGCCGCCAAGUAUGGGGUGCCAGUAUUGGAUGUGUGGUUACAACACGCCGCUGAGCAUACGUCACGAGCCUUACCUCCACCUCCUGAGGCCCUUCAACACCCAGACGCACAUUCCCGUAUCAAAGAUACUCUGUGGCCACUUCUGCAAGGCAACGAUCACAACGGGCUAAUCAACUUCUUCACGAUCCUGCGCACUGUGGAUGAAAAACACCAAAUGUUCGGUUUAACCGCUGCUGAACACAUCAAAACUCUUAAAAAAGUGAAAGCUGCCUCUUCAGAGUUAGACUACAAGUUGCUAGUGAGUCAGCCUACGGCGGAUGAAUACCGCGCCCACCUGGUACAUAUAUUACGUCCAGAAACCGUAGCAUUGGUGAGCAAGCUGCUACGGGCGCUGCCUACACCGCUACGGCCGCCGCUACCGCUCGGAGCUGUCUACGCUGCCUGGCUUACUCAUUACUUCUAUAGCGUGCCAUCUAGCGCCGCAACUAACAAAAAAUGGAUGCAGCAGUACCGCCAGUGCGCCAGCUAUUUCAACAAGUUGUCUAAAGACGAUCUUAUGGAGUUUGUCGUCAACACGUGCUUCUCACAACAAGCUAUCGAAAGGAUCCCUGCCGGCACUCGGAGUUUGAUGAUAAUGCAGGCAGUAGAUUACUGUCAGCAAGAGCAAGAAAAUGACUACAAAUUUAACAAAAAUGAACAAACGUGGACACAACUCAGCAAUGAGUUGACGAGAUGGGCGCGAUUUCUGGAUAACUUCCACUCUAGUACCAUACAGACCAUCGUCGAGAAUUGUGCGUUGCCCGACCCGAAAAUAUGGCAUGAUAUGGAGAUGAGUCACGGCGAUAGUGAGCGAGUGGUCAGUUGCGCCGCGCGACUGGUGAUGGCGCACGAGGUGAGGGCGGCGUCGCUCGGCACCUUACUGCAGUGUCUGCACAUAGACGCCGACCACGGAACGGUACUGCAGUACGCACUCGAGCAUCUGAUACACACCUUGCAGGAUAUACAGACGCUCGCUAGUCGCGUGAUAUCGUACAACAAGGAGGGCGUGAAGCUGCCCCCGGAGCUGAUCGAGCGUGUAGCGGAGGUGGGGGCGGGGCUGGGACUGGGCGCCUGGGUGGCGCUGCUCGCGCUGCGGCCCCCGCCCCCGCCCGGCUCGCAAGCCGCGCGCGCCCCCCGCGACCCGCCCCCGCCCCCGCGCGCCGCGCUGCUGCUGCGCGACCACUGGCCACACCUGCACCCCACACUCAACGGUCAGUACACUUGCGUCAUAUGCCACCUCGACCUCACACAUGCGUCAUAUCCCACGACCUCACACGUGCAUCAUAUGCCACCUCGACCUC
Diatraea saccharalis (sugarcane borer) is the source of this 2849-nucleotide messenger RNA. NCBI's taxonomy places the organism in Eukaryota, Metazoa, Arthropoda, Insecta, Lepidoptera, Crambidae. The record is from the annotation of a GenBank genome assembly.